Messenger RNA from Phodopus roborovskii (desert hamster), 493 nucleotides. Its product is annotated as platelet factor 4. The coding region runs from base 52 to 369 and encodes 105 amino acids. Lineage: Eukaryota; Metazoa; Chordata; Mammalia; Rodentia; Cricetidae. Gene Ontology annotation, biological process: cellular response to lipopolysaccharide; inflammatory response; neutrophil chemotaxis. Gene Ontology annotation, molecular function: CXCR chemokine receptor binding; chemokine activity. The record is from RefSeq and is a predicted model, not a curated record. Gene Ontology annotation, cellular component: extracellular region. The transcript is spliced from 3 exons.
CCAGGGCCCAGUUUCCCUGUGCUAGUCCUUGGAUCUAGUUUCACCAUCGUGAUGAGUGCCACUAUGGUGUGUCGAGGCCCCUGGCUCAGCCCUGGGCUGCUUCUCCUGGGUCUGUUGCUUCUUCCAGCUGCGAUUGCCUUCACCAGCGCUAGCCCUGAAGAAGGCGAUGCAGAUCUUCAUUGUGUGUGUGUGAAGACCAUCUCCUCGGGGAUCCACCCUAAGCAUAUCACCACCCUGGAGGUGAUCAAGGCAGGACGCCAUUGUGCGGUUCCCCAGCUCAUAGCCACUUUGAAGAAUGGGAGGAAAAUUUGCCUGGACCGGCAAGCACCUUUAUAUAAGAAAGUGAUCAAGAAACUCCUGGAGAGCUAGGUACUAGCUGCCUAAAUCUGCAAUGUGUUACAUGGGAUACUGGAGUUUUGUAUAUUUUCAAUCUAACUGCUGUCUUCUAAUGUUUAUUUUAUCCUCUGAGACUUAAAUAAAUGCAUUGAACAAA